This is a messenger RNA of Paramecium tetraurelia, 1077 nucleotides long. RefSeq lists its product as uncharacterized. The transcript has 4 exons. The record is from RefSeq and is a predicted model, not a curated record. Lineage: Eukaryota; Ciliophora; Oligohymenophorea; Peniculida; Parameciidae.
AUGAGAAUAGCAAUUUUAUUGGUAUUGAUUGCAAUAUCAGCUGCAACAGAAACUCAUCUCACUGCUAUAAAGCAAUUAAGAGAAAAAACAAGAAUCACUCCAUUUAGCGAUUAUUUUUACGGCAUGCUUGAAUUGCAUUAAUCAAGUAAAUUAGGUGAAGUAGUCACCAUUGUUCAAUCAAUGUUAGACAAACUCAUCGCUGCCUCUGGGGCUAAUGAAGCUGAACAUUCCGCUCAACAAGCCAAUUUCGAAUAACAAAUUUCCAAAUUCGAAAAUACCCUAGAAACAACCGAAAGCGAACUGAGUUCAGUUAAUCAACAAAUAAAUGAUUUGACUUCAGAUCUAUCCUCACUUACUCAAUCGUUGAGUUUCCAAGGCCAAUAACUCUUAUUGUUAUCCAAUCAAAUUACACAAUUGAGUGAUAACCAUUCAGAAGAAGUCAGAGCAGCAGAAGAGAAAUUCAACAAUAACUCCAGAUAUUUGGCAGCAGUCUAGGAAGUCUUAAGAUUUUUAGGUGAUGCUCUUUUGGGAAACACUAGCUUAAUCGAGAGAGAAAGAGCUAUCGAAGCAGCCAAACAAGCCUUGGGAGACAAACAUCCCAUUGCUAUUAUGAUUCAAAUGACAUCCCAAUACGAUGACAACACCAUCAGAAGAGUUAUCAGCAAAUUAGAAGGAAUCGCAACAAAUGUCCAAGAAAGAUUGGAUGCUAUCAAUACAUCCUCCACCAAUUCAGAGCAACAAUACCUAACCUUACGAAGUCAAUUUGAAACCACCUACAGCAAUUUGGAUAAGGACAAACAAUUCAAUCAAAGACAAGCAACUGCUAAGGACAACGAUCUAGCAUCAAACAAGAGAAGAUAGGAAGAAUUACAGGAACUCAUCACCACCACCAAGGAGUUGCUUGAUUAAACCAGAGUUGCUUCAGACAAUGAAAAUACAAGCUAUACAAGCAAAAGAUCACACAUUUCAGAAGAAAUUAGCAUCGUAUAGAGUGCUUUGGAUUUAUUAUCACAAUUACCAGCUUAAUGAUAUGAAUGAGAAUAAUCAAAUAAAAUAAAAUUUUAUUAUAUUUUAUUA